Molecule: messenger RNA, 318 nt
Organism: Rotaria sp. Silwood2
Lineage: Eukaryota; Metazoa; Rotifera; Eurotatoria; Philodinida; Philodinidae
Source: the annotation of a GenBank genome assembly
AUGUCACCAAGCAAUUUGUUAUCGACUAUAGAAGAAUCCAAUCAACGUUUAUUAGAACAAUUAAAUUUUAUAUUAAAAUGGCAUAGUAAUCAAGGAAUGCAAGUUACAUAUGUAACAUGUAUUUAUUCAUUAGAAAAACAUUAUCCAGAUAUUGUUGAUAAAACUAUGAUGAAUACAUUAAUGUUUAGUUUGAAAAAAUUAUAUGGAGAUUUCAAAAUGAAAUGUUUACAAUCAAUGAUUCCAAAUAGAACAGAAUUUGAUUCAGCAUAUUUGAAAUUAAAAACAGCUGAAAUGUUUGAUAUUCUUAUUCAUAAGUAA